This is a messenger RNA of Pseudophryne corroboree (corroboree frog), 939 nucleotides long. RefSeq names its product olfactory receptor 8D1-like. The transcript has a single exon. Gene Ontology annotation, cellular component: membrane. The record is from RefSeq and is a predicted model, not a curated record. Gene Ontology annotation, molecular function: odorant binding; G protein-coupled receptor activity; olfactory receptor activity. Lineage: Eukaryota; Metazoa; Chordata; Amphibia; Anura; Myobatrachidae. Bases 1 to 939 code for a protein of 312 amino acids. Gene Ontology annotation, biological process: G protein-coupled receptor signaling pathway.
AUGGCAACACAUCCUAACCAGACAGAUGUGAAAUAUUUCAUCAUUAAUGGGAUAUCAGAUGAACCCAAAUUGCAGUUUACUAUUUUCCUUCUGGUUCUUCUGAUUUAUCUCAUCACCCUAUGUGCUAACCUCACUAUUCUCCUCGCUUGCCGUGACCCCAUUCUCCAUACUCCCAUGUACUUCUUCCUGGGCAACUUGUCUAUAGUAGACAUCUGUUCUUCUACAGUCACUUUGCAUAAGAUUCUUAUAAACUUUAUUACUGGAAAUAACAUUGCUUCAUUUUUUGCUUGCAUGGCGCAGAUGUACUCGUUUGGCUCCUUUCAAGGUAUUGAGCUGUGGCUAUUGACAUUCAUGAGUUACGAUCGCUAUGUGGCCAUCUGUAAGCCGUUACAUUAUCACAUGGUAAUGAAUAUUAGAACAUGUGCUAUAAUGGUUUCUGUCUGCUGGGUGCUGGGAUUUAUGCAAAUCCUUCCUCCUGUUGUUAUUGUAUUUAACUUUUCUUGCUAUUUAUCAAAUGAAGUCGACCACUUCUUCUGUGACAUUGUCCCUUUAGUGAAAAUCUCCUGCGACGACAAGUCUUUUCUAGAAAUGCUGCUCUUCGUAGAAGCUUUGUUUCCUACAAUGUUUACUCAAUCUGUCCUGACUUUCAUUCCUUACGUUUUCAUAAUAGUGGCCAUAGUGAAGAUCCGUUCUGGAUUUGGCAGGCGUAAAGCCUUCUACACGUGUUCCUCACACCUGAUGGUCGUCGUACUUUUGUACUCAACACUUUUCAGUCAAUAUCUUACACCAAACGUCAGCAGCACCUUGCACGUCACAAAAAUGUAUGCUCUAUUCAACGCAGCUGCCGUGCCCAUGCUCAAUCCACUGAUCUACAGCCUGAAAAACAAAGAUGUGAAAAAAGUGUUGAAAAAGGGCUUAAGGAAGCUCGAAGUUAAUUAA